Molecule: messenger RNA, 2155 nt
Organism: Nicrophorus vespilloides
Lineage: Eukaryota; Metazoa; Arthropoda; Insecta; Coleoptera; Silphidae
Product: hexamerin-like
Exons: 2
Coding region: 20-2122 (700 amino acids)
Source: RefSeq, a predicted model, not a curated record
UUCUCACAGUAUCCACACCAUGAGAACAGCCUUCAUCGUCCUUUUGGCCGGCCUUUGCGCCUUGGCCUCAGCAGCGCCACAAUCCAAAGUUGCGAGCAAGGAAUUCCUUUCCAAGCAAAAGGAUAUCCUUCAACUCUUCGAAUACGUGAACCAACCGGCUUACUACAAGGAAUUCGUCGAUACCGCCAAGGAAUUCAAAUUCGAAGGACACUGGGACCAAUGGACCAAGCCCGAAUUCGCCAAGCAGUUCUGGCAUUACUACCAACACGAUAUCUUGCCAGAAGGUGAAGUCUUCUCCGUGUUCUACCCAGAGCACUUGAAGCAAGCCAUCGCUUUGUUCAAGACCUUCUACUAUGCCAAGGAUUACGACACUUUCUUCAAGUGCGCCGUUUGGGCUCGCCAACACGUCAACGAAGGCAUGUUCGUUUAUGCUUUGUCCGUUGCCGUCGUCCACUCCAAGCACACCGAGAACGUGAUCUUGCCACCGAUCCACGAAAUCUUCCCGCACUACUUCUUCACCAGCGAAGUCAUCCAGAAGGCACAACAGUACAAGCAACACUACUGGGGAACUUACGAGCACGAGAAGGAAAUCAAGGAUGCGUCUUACAAGGGCUACACCAUCCACGCCAACUACUCCGGCUGGUACAUGAACGUCCACCCAGAACAAUCCAUGACUUACUUCACCGAAGAUGUUGGCCUCAACUCCUACUAUUACUACCAGAACGUCUACAUGCCUUUCUGGAUGGAGAAGGAAUACAUGAACAUGGACUCAAGCUUCCGCGGUGAAUUCUACUACUUCUACCAUCAACAACUUUUGGCCCGUUACUACUUGGAGCGUCUCUCCAACGGCAAGGGAGAAAUCCCACACUUCUCCUUCGAUCACCCAAUCGAAACCGGAUUCUACCCAUCUUUGACCUACGCCAACGGACUUCACUUCCCAGUCAGGCCAAACCACGCUAACCUCUACUACCACGGCGUCCAUGGAGAACAGCACUACAACUUCUUCGGAAACUACUCCAACUCCUACACCUUCGUCGAAGACUACGAAAGGCGUCUUCGCGAUGCUCUCGAUAUGGGAUGGGUUUACGGACCCGAAGGCAAGGUUAUCCAUCUGUUCACCAAGGAAGGAUUCGAGACUCUUGGAAACUUGGUUCAAAGCAACCCGCAAUCACCAAACGAGCGUUUCUACGGAGACCUCCAAGUCUUCGCUCGCCACCUCUUGGGAUACUCCUACUUCCCAUUGGACGAAUACAAGGUAGCCCCAUCCGCUUUGGAGCACUUCGAAACCUCCCUCCGCGACCCAAUGUUCUACCAAUUCUACAAGAGGAUGAUGUAUUACUUCCACCAAUACCAAAACUACAUGGGACCAUACGAGAAGGAAGAGCUCUUGUUCAAGGGUGUCAAGAUUGAAGACAUGGAAAUCGACCGUCUGAUCACCUACUUCGACUUCCACUACUCCGACCUCUCUCACGCCGUCUCCGUCGACGAGAAGGAAUUCAUCGACGAUACCUUCGAGGUCCGCGCUCGCCAAUUCCGUCUUAACCACAAGCCAUUCAACUACAAGAUCAACGUUGCCAGCGAGAAAGCCACCGAUGCCUUCGUCAAGGUCUUCAUCGGCCCCAAAUACGACGAGUUCGGCCGUGAAAUCGAGAUGGAACACAACUACAUGAACUUCUUCGAAUUGGACAGGUUCAAGUACUCCCUGCAAGCCGGAAAGAACGUCAUCGAACGUAACUCCUACGACAGCGUCUACUUCGCCAGCGACCGCACCACCUACAAGCAACUCUACAAGCAGGUCUUGACCGCCUUCAACGGUGGCGAUGCCUUCAAGUACUACCCAGAAUACAAGUACUACACCUUCCCACAAAGGCUUAUGUUGCCAAAGGGUGAAUUCGGAGGCAAGACCUACCAAUUCUACGUGAUGGUCAGCGAAUACCACGCACCCAAGAACAACGAAUUCGGCGAAUUCCUCGUCGACACCGAAUACUCCAUGGGAUACCCAUUGGACAGACCAAUUGAUUUCGAACACGACUUCUUCGUUCCAAACUCUUACACCAAGGACGUCGUGAUCUACCACAAGAACACCGAGGAGGACAUCAACACCACCUGGAGCAAACAUUAAACGACACAACACGAACACAACUGUUAUUCUGUA